UAGUUUAUAUACGUGAGAACUUGAAUCAGUCGUUUACUGACCGCAGGAUUGUGUGGUCGUGCGUGUUUCUAAAGUGUUAGUGUAGCUACGUUAGUGAAAUGAGGUUGAUUUUGUUAAUUGGUUUCUCGUUGAGCCUGACCAGUUCGUGCUUCGGGAGCGUACUGAGAUGUGCAUCCAACGACGAGGAUCCUUCGUGUCUCCCCAACAUGGAACAGAAAGGCAUAUCAAACCUCUCUUGGGGUAACCAGUGUGCUCCGGGCACGUAUUGGAAAACGGAAUGCAACACGUGCACGUGUGAACCUGGUGGAUUUGCAACGUGCACCAAAGUGGGAUGCGAUAAUGAACGUUCUAGGGUCUGCGCCCCUGGCUCCCAAUGGACGAAUGAUUGUAACGCCACCUGCUGGUGCAUAGACGGACAACCGAAAUGUAAUAAAGACUGCACUGUGUCUUUAGAUACAAACAAACGUAAAGUUUUAGAACUAAAGGAAGGGGAGGAAUGCGCGCCCGGAACCGCAUGGCACACUGAAUGCAACUCAUGCAUUUGUUCGCCUCAAGGCCUGGCCAUGUGUACCCUCAACUCUUGUCUGAAUGAGCGAAAAACAAAAUGUGCACCAAACACUUUCUGGAAGUACCAAUGCAACAGUUGCUACUGUUACGAUGGCCGACCUUUGUGCACUUUAUUGGCAUGCGAAUCUCCGGAUGGUAAAACUAAUAAAACAACAAUGAAACAGCCAGAAAACAAAGAGUGUGUACCAGGAACUUCGUGGAAGACGGAUUGCAACGAAUGCUCCUGCCAACCAGAUGGAUUCCGUAUUUGCACCAAUUUUCAUUGUGACGAAAAUGAUCCUGUUUUAUUUGAAGAAAGCACAACGAAAAAGAGCCCGGAAUUGACAACAAAGUCGAGUCUCAACAAAACAAUCGUAUGCGUUGCAAAUCGCAUGUUCAUCAAGGAUUGCAAUACGUGCUGGUGUAAUGAUGACGGGACCAGUUUCUUCUGUACUAGAAAAGUUUGUAUCCCCGAAUUACCUGAAGACGUUGACAGCAACAACCAAAACACUGAGGAACUUCGUGUAAUACAUCGCGAGUGUCGUCCAAACGAGGUGUUUGAACUAGAUUGCAAUAUGUGUCGAUGCAAUCCUGAUGGAAAGUCAUUUUCUUGCACCAGACGCGCUUGCGCGGAACAAACUGAUGAUGUUCAGAAUUCUACGUUAGUCAGAAAAGUGCGAGGUUUAUCACAGGGACCACUUAAAGCUUGCCAGCCCGGCUCCGAGUUCCGUAUGGACUGCAACCAAUGCCUGUGCGACGAUGAGGGGCAAGCUUUCUCCUGCACCAGAAUCGAUUGUAAUGCACAGAACAAUAACAACAAUGGAGGACUCCGAUCGAAGAGAGAUACAACGGAAAAGAUAGCUACACAAUGUACACCGGGCAGUGUAUUCGAGAGGGGCUGCAAUGUAUGCAGGUGCACCGGCGAGGGCGAAGCACUUUGCACCAACAACAAGUGCGGCAAGGUCUACACCGUCGAGGUCACCAGCGCCACGCCUGCACCAGCAGUCAACUCCAAUGUGGACUCCAAUUUCCGCUGCAAUCCCGGCGAGCAAUUCAAUUUCGAAUGCAACGAUUGCACAUGCUCGGCCGACGGCAAAGACGUCUUCUGCACCCUGCGUCUUUGUGAUCAAAGUCUGUAUCCAGACAUCUAAUUUCCUUCCCAACCACCUUGAGAACUUCAUUAUGAUUACUAAUCGAUUAUUAUUCACAAUCGAUUAUCCAUUCGAUUACAUAAAUCGUAAUUCUCGCGAUUACACACAAUUGAAUCUGACGUCGUAUCGCAAACAAGUUUUUUAUCGAGAUAAUUAUACGACAAUUGCGAUUACGCAUCGAUAAAUUCGUAUAAUCGAAUAAAAAUAAUUACUGAACCACUUUUUGUUACACUAUUGUCUCCUUUUUUGCUUUAUUGUAGCCCUUUAUUCAUCUGAUUAUUCAUUAAAAUUAACAGCAUUACUCCAUCGUCGAAUUUGACUGGCUCUUGUACUUUUAUUACAUUUAGGGCGUGUGUAUUCGAUUUAGUAUUUUAUUAUUAAACUAUUACUAAUAAAAUAAAAAUGAAGCAUCUACUCGUUUAUCGUCUCAAGGUGGUAGUAACAGCAGCAUUACUUUCCGUCUCAUAUAGUUACUUAACUUUUUGUAACUUAGUUAUUCUAAACUAAAUGUAAUUUUUAGAGUACUAAUUUGCUCUUUAUUGUCUUUGUGUCGUGAAUGUUUAGUUUCUAUUAAGUAUUUUGUGAUUACUUUUACUUAGCUAUUAUUUAGUAUUAGUAAUCAAUCUGACAAUAAAAAAGCAAAUAUUUAAAGUAAACUUUUAAUUUGUACUAUUAUUAAUUUUUUUUUAUUGCAUAAUUGUAAAUGACUAAAUUCAUAAAAAAAAACUGGAGCAGUCCAAUUGAAUAAAUAUUUGCUUUUUUAAAUCAUCAACAAUUAUUUUUUAGUUUUAAUAUUUGAAUGACGUGUUUAGUUUAGUAUUUGUACGUAAUCGAUUAUUAAUCGAUAGUUGAGUUGACAUAACUAAGUCGAUAGGUAUUAGUAUUUUUUUUCAGAAUUUGUAUACAUCGUUAAUGAUUUUGUCAAAAUGAAACUGAUUUUAUGAAUAUGUAAACGAAAAAUUUCCGCUAGAGCCUAUUUUGAAAUUUGUCUAAACUUUCAUUAACACUUCACAUUUUUAAAUUAACUUUUAGGGAAUCGACACCAUCAAUACCCACUUUUUAAACGUAUUUCUCUAAAAUUAUUGUUAACAUUAAGCAGGGAUGGAUUUAGAAAAUUUCUAAAUCGGCACUGUUCUAUGUUCGUAAUUAUUUUAAUUAUCCAAAUUGAUCAUUGGUUUAUUCACGAAUUAGUUACAUUGUCUAUUAGAAUCUAUAAAACGAUUUCUGAUUAAAAUUAUGUGCCAAUCACAUAUUAUGAUACAUAUAUGACCGUAAGAUAUCAUUAGUUAUAUGCAAGAUCUAUAUCGAUUAUUCGAUAAGAUUAUUCGAAUCCUAGUUUUAAUCGAUUGUGUGACAGUAUGGUGUGGGAAUUUUUACGUGACUUUUUUAUUUAGUUAAUUAGUGAAUUUUUAAUUGAUAAGUGGCUUAAUUGUAUGUUUUUGUACUACUGUGUACCCUCUUGUAUUAGACAAUACGUAAAUUAAGUCGUGAAAUAAAAUGAUUUUAAAAUGAAUAAAGAAGUUUGAAUGUCA
Messenger RNA from Galleria mellonella (greater wax moth), 3229 nucleotides. RefSeq names its product laminin subunit alpha-5-like. NCBI's taxonomy places the organism in Eukaryota, Metazoa, Arthropoda, Insecta, Lepidoptera, Pyralidae. The transcript is spliced from 14 exons. The coding region runs from base 99 to 1697 and encodes 532 amino acids. Gene Ontology annotation, molecular function: peptidase inhibitor activity; protein binding. The record is from RefSeq and is a predicted model, not a curated record.